AUGGCACCGACCCUUCUCUGGAUUGGCCUGGGCAACAUGGGCAGGGGCAUGUCCAGAAACAUCGUCGAGAAGGGAGAGCUGAGUUCCCCGCUACUGCUAUACAAUAGGUCAGCGGAGAAGGCCGCCGACGUAGCAGCAAAGUUACCUGUGGGAAGAACUGAAGUCGUUACAUCGCUAGAGAAAGCUGUUCCGAAAGCAGAUAUUAUCUUCACCUGUGUGGCCAAUGACGAUGCAGUUCGGGAGCUGUUCAAGGUCAUGCUCCGGGUGAAUGUUUCUGGAAAGCUUUUCAUUGACUGCUCCACCAUCCAUCCCGAUACUACAGGAAGCAUCGCAAAGGAUGUUGCGGAUGCCGGCGCAGAGUUUGUAGCUGCACCGGUAUUUGGUGCGCCAGCCAUGGCGGAUGCCGGUCAACUUAUCGGGGUGCUCGCAGGGCCGAGAGCUAGUGUUGAGAAAGCAAAGCCUUGGUUCAACGGAGUCAUGGCUCGAGCUGAGAUUGACCUCAGUGACCAACCGUAUAGCAAGGCCACAACUCUCAAGCUAUUAGGCAAUACAUUUGUGUUUAACAUGGUUGAGCAACUCGCAGAGGCCCAUGUUGUGGCAGAAAAAUCUGGCCUCGGAACGGAUGUUUUGCAUCAAUUCAUUUCGCAUCUGUUUCCGGGCCCGUACACAGCCUACUCAACCCGGAUGCUUACGGGAGACUACCAUAAGCGGAAGGAACCAUUAUUCGCUGUCGAUCUGGCUCGGAAGGAUGCGAGACAUGCCAGAAAUCUAGCACAAUCAGCGGGAGCGGAAAUAAAAACAUUAGAAAUUGCCGAUGCGCAUCUUGCCAAGGUCAAACAACAUUGCGGCGAAGUGGGAGACAUUGCGGGCAUCUACGGAGCAGUUCGCGCAGAGGCAGGGUUGAAAUUUGAGAACGAUGCUUGA
Molecule: messenger RNA, 924 nt
Organism: Metarhizium robertsii ARSEF 23
Lineage: Eukaryota; Fungi; Ascomycota; Sordariomycetes; Hypocreales; Clavicipitaceae
Product: 6-phosphogluconate dehydrogenase
Exons: 2
Coding region: 1-924 (307 amino acids)
Molecular function (GO): oxidoreductase activity, acting on the CH-OH group of donors, NAD or NADP as acceptor; NAD binding; NADP binding
Source: RefSeq, a predicted model, not a curated record